Molecule: messenger RNA, 1015 nt
Organism: Lepisosteus oculatus (spotted gar)
Lineage: Eukaryota; Metazoa; Chordata; Actinopteri; Semionotiformes; Lepisosteidae
Source: RefSeq, a predicted model, not a curated record
UUUUGAACGUUUGUAUACAAGAGAAACGAGUGACAAAAGCCCUUAAAAUAGAUAGUCCGUCAAUCGGACCACCUCUGGAGGAGCGGAGCUGUCUGUUUUCAGUGGGAGGAUUUGUGAAAGUUGGCUGACAACUUAAAAACGUAAAAACACCAGAACCAGGCUGCCAUCAAGAUCCAGUGUGAAGGCAAGGCAGCAGCUGCCCCUCUGCGUCUGUCUGGCUCUUACACAGUCACCUGCGUCACGUCCACCUCCAGCCAAACAGCAGGGACUCAUGGCCCAGCCGAGGAGUUGUGAGGGGGGCUAUUCCCUGUGGGAGCAGAAUAACAAUGGCUGGGUGUCCCUGAGCUCCUCGGCACGGGUGACCCCCUCAGGACCCCGGUCCUCUGAGAACUGGAGAUCCAGGCCUCCUCUACGGCCAUCCAGCCCUCUGUCUCUCAGCCAUCUGGACACCCACCAGAAGAGGAGGUCUCCUGUUAAGGCACAGCACUGCCCACCCCAGAGCAAGCCAGCGUGGGACAGUCUGAAUGAUCACACAGGGACCGCAGUGAGAGGGCUUUACUCCACACACAGCUCUUCCGGGAGUGAAGGUGGUGUGGAUGGCUGGGAGCUCCCUGGGCUGAGGCGCUGGCGCUCCCUGUCCCGUCUGGCACCCGAGGGGGCCCCGCGGCCCACGUCGCCCGCCGGCCAAGAGCUGCGCACAGCGCUGGUGGAGAGCGGCGCCAGGCGGGCCGAGCUCGUGCGGCAGCUGAGGGAGGCCCACAGCCGGCUGGAGCAGCAGGCAGAGCUGCUGCGCGGGCGGGACGGCCAACUGGACGCGCACCGGGCGCAGACUGAGCUGCUGGAGCUCAAGCACAAGGGGAAAGAUCGGGCGGAGCGCGAGCUGCUAGAGGCAAGAGAGGCCCUGCGAGGCUGUCAGGAGAGAGUCGAGACUCUGGAGGCUGAGAAAGACCAGGUGUUACAGCAGCUCCGGGCCUCCAAAGAGGUCAGUGGCCAGCCUCCUUCAUACACAUGUUGA